GUUCUUUUUGUGCACAACUUUCUCACCUACCAGUCAAGGCCCGAAAAAGUAAGAAAAAUGAAAGGCUUGGGUACCCACAUUAACCUGAUUAUUUUCCAUAUAAACUCAUUAGCUAUGCACUCCUUCACCAAAUACAAAAAUUCCUUUCCAGAGAAAGUUGGAAAUCACUUGGGUUGAAGGUUAGAUAUGGAGACUAUUUAUUACUCUUCUCAGUCCCCACACCUGGCGUCCGCUUCUAUAUAAUAGACGCACAUACUUCGAUCCCGGCACGCUCAAUUCUCGAAAUCAGUUUCUCAAAAGGAAUUAUUUUUUGUUUUUUGUUUCGAAGAUGACGGUGAUCACGGCUUCUGUAGCUGCAUCCAAGGGCCGAGUCCUGAUCAUCGGAGCCACUGGGUUCAUAGGCCAGUUCGUAGCUGAAGCCAGCCUUGAUUCCGGUCGGGCCACGUAUGUUCUCGCCCGGUCGUUUUAUGCUAGCCCUUCUAAGGCCAAAACCAUCAAGAGUCUCCAAGACAAAGGAGCAACCGUACUACAUCAGGGAGCUAUCAGGGAUCAAGAAUUGAUGGAGAGGUUACUAAAGGAGCACGAGAUAGAGAUAGUAAUAUCAGCUGUAGGUGGAGCCAAUAUUUUGGACCAGCUCACCCUUGUCCGAGCCAUCAAAGCUGUCGGAACCAUCAAGAGGUUCCUGCCUUCAGAGUUUGGGCAUGAUGUGGACAGGGCUGAUCCAGUUGAACCAGGGCUCACCAUGUACAAAGAGAAGCGCGAGAUCAGACGGUUGAUUGAGGAGUGUGGGGUCCCUUACACUUACAUCUUGUGCAACUCCAUUGCUUCUUGGCCCUACUAUGACAACACACACCCUUCGGAGGUUCUUCCUCCUUUGGAUCAGUUCCAAAUUUAUGGUGAUGGCACUGUCAAAGCUUACUUUGUUGCUGGAUCAGAUAUUGGAAAAUUCACAAUGAAAGCUGCUGACGACUUCCGUACCCUUGAUAAAUCCGUUCAUUUUCGGCCGUCCUGUAAUUGUCUCAACAUAAACGAGCUGGCUUCUUUGUGGGAGAAGAAAAUCGGCCGAGUCCUCCCUCGAGUCACAGUCACAGAAGAUGACCUACUAGCUGCAGCGAGAGAGAAUGUAAUUCCACAAAGUAUCGUCGCAUCUUUCACGCAUGACAUUUUCAUCAAGGGUUGUCAGGUAAACUUUUCGAUCGAAGGUCCUAAUGAAGUAGAAGUGAGCGAUCUCUAUUCAGAUGAAUCUUUCAGAACUGUGGACGCUUGUUUCGAUGAUUUCGUCGUGAAGAUGGAAAUUGACAGGCGAAAGAGCGCCAACGAGGGGAUUACUACCAAAAACCAUGGGGUUGAAGUUCUUUCAAUCACAGCAAUGUGUGCUUAAGUUGAUGAGCUUGUGGACAGAUCAAUGAACGACGAGCACCCUCCUAUUUGAGAAUUCUAAUCCGGAUUAUUUUUUUUAUGGCAAGAUGUUAUCAGAAAUAAAAUUUGUGUCCAGUUGUUGCCUUAAGAUUUUAUUGUGAAUUUGCCUUGAAUGCAUGUAUUAAUCGUACUCUAUUGGAGAUUUGGCCUUCGGAUCAUGAAAAUGCACUUUUAGCUGAAUGGAGAAAUUAAGUUCUCCUGUGUAAAAA
Molecule: messenger RNA, 1628 nt
Organism: Rhododendron vialii
Lineage: Eukaryota; Viridiplantae; Streptophyta; Magnoliopsida; Ericales; Ericaceae
Product: leucoanthocyanidin reductase-like
Exons: 5
Coding region: 329-1381 (350 amino acids)
Molecular function (GO): oxidoreductase activity
Source: RefSeq, a predicted model, not a curated record